AUGACAGUAGUAACGCCAGAAACGCACUCUCUGCCGCGCAAUCGCUUCGCACCGAACUCUCGCCUCCCCAUCCUCAUCUACCGCGACUGUUUGCCCCUUCCCAUCACCGAAGCAUCAGCCAAGUCCUUCCUCGAAUCUCACGCCUGGCUGCACGGCGGCACCUGGGGUCACAUCCCCCGUCGACACUUCCAUCCUAACACGCAUGAAUGCUACGGCAUAUUCCAAGGAGAGUCGACCAUGCUGGUGGGAUGCGGACACAACGACGAUGAAGCGGACGGUCUGAAGUUGGAGGUGCGCAAAGGCGAUGUCAUCGUCCUACCAGCGGGGACGGGGCACUGCAAUCUGACGAGUACGCCGGACUACCGCUACGUUGGGGUAUAUCCUGAGGGAGCACCGAAAUGGCGUAACGAGUUGGGCAAGGCUGAAGGGCCGGCUAUCGAGGCAUUGAGGAAGGAGGCCGAAACGGUGGCCAUGCCGAAGGCGGAUCCCGUUAAUGGCGCAGAUGGGCCGUUGCUGACGCUGUGGGCGAACGCGUGA
Messenger RNA from Cyphellophora europaea CBS 101466, 537 nucleotides. RefSeq lists its product as uncharacterized. The transcript has 3 exons. Bases 1 to 537 code for a protein of 178 amino acids. The record is from RefSeq and is a predicted model, not a curated record. Lineage: Eukaryota; Fungi; Ascomycota; Eurotiomycetes; Chaetothyriales; Cyphellophoraceae.